This is a messenger RNA of Rotaria sp. Silwood2, 335 nucleotides long. NCBI's taxonomy places the organism in Eukaryota, Metazoa, Rotifera, Eurotatoria, Philodinida, Philodinidae. The record is from the annotation of a GenBank genome assembly.
AUGGAAUUAUAUCAUUAGUUUUUUACACUUGGUCAGUUCCCAUUAAAUCAUAAAUUUUAAAAGAUACUGAAAUAGUUGCUUUAUUAAUUUGUAAUUAUAGUGAUAGAAGAGGACUUCUUGAACAUGUUCGAACAGGUGAUGGAAAAACUCUUAUUGUAGGAUUAACUGCUUUAUUACUAGCUUUAUACCGAAGCUUUAGCUAUCAUAUUUGUAAUGAAAAUGAUGAAGUUAAUCAUCAAUCUGAUACAUCAGAUUUAAAUUCACUUCAAUGUAAUAUUGUUGAUGAAGAUGUUGAAGCAUUUCAACGCGAUAUUUUUGAAGAAUUUAAUAAUUAA